Molecule: messenger RNA, 1089 nt
Organism: Mesitornis unicolor (brown roatelo)
Lineage: Eukaryota; Metazoa; Chordata; Aves; Mesitornithiformes; Mesitornithidae
Gene: ELP4
Product: elongator acetyltransferase complex subunit 4
Exons: 9
Biological process (GO): tRNA wobble uridine modification
Cellular component (GO): elongator holoenzyme complex; cytoplasm; transcription elongation factor complex
Source: RefSeq, a predicted model, not a curated record
AUGGCGGCGUCCCCGGCGGCCGGCAGUGCUGUGCGGGGCCGCGGGGCCACCAGCUUCCAGCGGAAGGCUGCGGCCAGCAGCCGCCUGGCCGCCGUUGCGGGCACUCGGCCUUCCGUUCGCCACGGGCAGCUGCUGCUCUCCAGCGGGCUCCCCUCCUUGGACUGUGUGCUAGGUGGAGGUGUAGCUGUUGGAACCCUUCUUCUUAUUGAAGAAGAUAAAUACGGUCUUUACUCCAAUUUGUUGUUCAAGUAUUUUCUCGCAGAGGGAGUUGUCUGUGGACAUGAGUUGUUUGUUGCUUCCGCUAAAGAGCAUCCUGACAGCAUCUUAAAGGUACUUCCAACCCCUUUGCUUGAUGAUACCUACAGAAGUAAAUCAGAAGAAACAACAGGUUUUAAGUCUGAAGAUUUUCAGGAUUCUAUGAAAAUAGCAUGGCGCUACCAAAAUUUGCCGAAAAUAGAGGCCAGCCCAACAACAUCUACAAAGUUUGGCCAUUAUUACGAUGUUUCUAAAACAAUGUCUCCAGAACUGUUUCAGUCCGUAAAAUGGCACAGUUUUUACCUUCCUGAAGAAUCAUCUUUACCAAUUGAAAUGAAAACAUGUAAUAUGAACAGUGCUUACGCAAGGCUGCUUCAGUCCAUUCAGAGGAUCAUUUAUCAGGAAGGGUUUGAUGGCUCCAAUCCCCAGAAAAAACAAAAGAAUAUUUUGCGGAUAGGAAUUCAGAGUCUGGGUUCCCUGUUGUGGGGUGAUGACAUUUGUAGCAGUGAUACUCCCGAAGAUAUUCAUAGCCUUACAAAAUUUCUCUAUGUUCUCCGAGGCCUUCUCAGAAAAUCUCUGUCAGCCUGCAUCAUCACAGUGCCUGCUCACCUUAUCCAGAAUAAAGCAAUUAUGGAACGUGUAACAAACUUGUCAGAUAUGGUGGUUGGUCUUGAAUCAUUUAUUGGCUCUGAGAGAGAAACCAAUCCAUUAUACAAGGAUUACCAUGGUUUGGUUCAUGUACGUCAGAUUCCUCGGCUUAAUAGCUUGAUCUGUGAUGUGUCAGACACGAAGGACCUUGCUUUUAGAUUAAAAAGGAAGCUGUUCACCAUCGAG